Molecule: messenger RNA, 2303 nt
Organism: Lotus japonicus
Lineage: Eukaryota; Viridiplantae; Streptophyta; Magnoliopsida; Fabales; Fabaceae
Product: vacuolar-sorting receptor 1-like
Exons: 12
Coding region: 127-2010 (627 amino acids)
Molecular function (GO): calcium ion binding
Source: RefSeq, a predicted model, not a curated record
UUUAUUCCAGACAGUGCUUCAUUCAAUGCUGUCUGAAUUAUAGUUUUGUUGCAAACUGAACCAAUAAAAACAAGGUUGAGAUUGAGAUCUUUCGAUUUCGAUUUCCAAGUAGAAGAGUGGUGUCACAUGAAAAUGAGGAGGACAAAGCUAAGUAUUUUGUGGUGUGUAUGGAUUUUCCUUUGUGGAUCUUGUGUGGCCAGAUUUGUAGUGGAGAAAAACAAUUUGAAAAUCACUUCUCCGAAAUCAUUGAGAGGCAUAUAUGAAUGUGCCAUUGGGAAUUUUGGAGUUCCAAAGUAUGGUGGAACCAUGAUUGGGACUGUGGUAUUCCCAAAGUUGAAUCAGAAUGGAUGCAGCAAAUUUGAUGGUACAGAUGCCUUGAGUUCCAAGCCUGGAGGCUUCCCUGCCUUUGUUCUUGUUGAUCGAGGAGAUUGCUUCUUCACUUUAAAGGCUUGGAAUGCUCAGAACGGUGGAGCAGCAGCUAUUCUUGUUGCAGAUGAUAGGAUAGAGCCCUUGAUCACCAUGGACACUCCUGAAGAAGGGAAUGGUGAAAAAGAUGAUGAUUACAUUGAAAAGAUUAACAUCCCUUCUGCUCUUAUCAGCAAAGCACUAGGUGAUAGCAUCAAAUCGGCUCUCUCUAAUGGAGCAAUGGUUAACGUAAAUCUCGAUUGGCGAGAGGCUCUUCCACACCCUGAUGAGAGAGUAGAGUACGAGUUUUGGACAAGUAGCAAUGAUGAGUGUGGACCAAAGUGUGAGAAUGAGAUCAACUUUGUGAAGAGUUUUAAGGGUGCAGCUCAACUGCUUGAGAAAAAGGGGUUCACUAAGUUCACCCCUCACUACAUAACUUGGUAUUGCCCAGAAGCAUUUAUCUUGAGCCAACAGUGCAAGUCUCAGUGCAUAAACAAUGGGAGGUACUGCUCGCCGGAUCCUGAACAAGAUUUCAGUAGAGGGUAUGAGGGCAAAGAUGUUGUUGUUCAAAAUUUACGGCAAGCUUGCUUCUUUAAAGUGGCAAAUGAAAGUGGAAAACCUUGGCAAUGGUGGGACUAUGUGACUGAUUUUUCAAUUCGUUGCCCGAUGAGAGACAAUAAGUACACUGAAGAAUGCUCGGAUCAAGUUAUUAAAUCACUUGCUGUUGAUUUAAAGAAGAUUAAAGACUGUAUUGGGGAUCCUCAAGCAGAUGUUGACAAUCCUGUUCUUAAGGCUGAACAGGAUGCACAGAUUGGAAAAGGCUCUCGUGGUGAUGUUACUAUAUUACCCACUCUUGUUAUGAACAACAGACAGUAUAGAGGUAAGCUGUCAAAAGCAGCAGUCCUGAAGGCACUCUGUGCAAGUUUCCAAGAGACUACUGAGCCUUCCAUUUGUUUAACUCCAGACAUGGAAACAAACGAAUGUUUGGAAAACAAUGGUGGUUGUUGGCAGGACAAAUCUGCAAAUAUUACUGCUUGCAGGGACACUUUCCGAGGAAGAGUAUGUGAAUGCCCUAUUGUACAAAAUGUGAAAUUUGUGGGUGAUGGAUAUACCCACUGUGAAGCUUCAGGAGCCUUGAGGUGUGCAAUCAACAAUGGAGGUUGUUGGAAAGGAGCCAGAGGUGGCAGGGCUUACUCUGCUUGUAUUGAUGACCACACAAACGGUUGCAAGUGUCCACCUGGAUUCAGGGGUGAUGGAGUCCACAACUGUGAAGAUGUGGAUGAGUGCAGAGAGAAAUUGGCCUGCCAGUGCCCAGAGUGCAGCUGCAAAAAUACCUGGGGGAGUUAUGAAUGCACAUGCAGUAAUGGUUUGUUCUACAAUCGAGAAAAUGACAUUUGUAUUGGCAAAUAUGCGGCUUCAGUGUCUAGCGGGGGCUUUGUUUGGAUGGUUUUUAUUAUCUUGGCUAUGGCUGGCGCUGGAGGGUAUGCAUUUUACAAGUACAGAAUCCAGAGAUAUAUGGAUUCUGAAAUAAGGGCAAUUAUGGCCCAAUACAUGCCCUUGGAUAAUCAACCUGAGAACUCCAAUCUAGUUCACAAUGAUGUCUAGAAGAUGCAGGAAAAGCUGCUACAUCCUCUGCAAAGAUUAAUUUGAAAUUCAGUACAUCAGCUGCAGUUGUUUUAGUUAUUGAUACAGAGAAAAGCCAUUUAACCUGAGGCUCCUAGCAGCACGCUCAGUUAGUAUCAUCCUUACCCCUUGAGGUUUUUUUUUUCCUCCAAAUUCUUUCGCUUAUUUUGUUCUUUCUUUAUUUGCUCAAAGUGGAUGGUUUGAUUCUUUUUGGAUGUAAAUUUCAACAAGCUCUGAUGUCAUAUUGGGGAAGUAUCAAUAGGGAGUUACAAGUC